Messenger RNA from Acipenser ruthenus (sterlet), 4122 nucleotides. RefSeq names its product dual specificity protein kinase CLK2-like. Gene Ontology annotation, molecular function: protein tyrosine kinase activity; ATP binding. The record is from RefSeq and is a predicted model, not a curated record. Gene Ontology annotation, cellular component: nucleus. NCBI's taxonomy places the organism in Eukaryota, Metazoa, Chordata, Actinopteri, Acipenseriformes, Acipenseridae. The coding region runs from base 278 to 1810 and encodes 510 amino acids. Gene Ontology annotation, biological process: regulation of RNA splicing; protein phosphorylation. The transcript has 14 exons.
CAACACGCACGCAACACGCACGCAGGGAGACAGAGAGAGAGAUUCUGAGGGGGGUUGGUUUCCAAAUUCAACAACACCGCCAAGACGGAUUUCCUGUGGGAUAAACGCACCGGGCUCGCUGCAAAAACGGAGCAUGUGGUUUGAAAGGAGACCCCCAGGAGACCUAGUUUGAGGUUUGCUGUGUCAGACCCCCAAGUCUCCCUGCCUGGUGUGCCGCGCAGCGCCCUGAAACCUACAGUCUCCUGAAACCAGGCUUCGUGUUCCCUCAGCUUCAGAGAUGCCUCUCCCGAGACGGCUCCGCUCUUCGGAGCGGGGGAGCCGGGACAGCUACCACGACCGGUACCGGAGCCGCAAGCACCGGCGGAGACGCAGCCGGUCCCGGUCCAGCAGCAGCGAGAGGGAACGGAGAGGACACAGGCAUGAGGACAGCUUCCACCUGCGCUCCAGGAGCUACGAUGACCCGUGUGUGGCGCGGCGGGCGUACACCCGGCGAUACUGCGGCAGCUACCGGCGCCAGGACUACAGCCGGGACCGGGCGGGCCGAGGAGGCGGAGGCGAUUACGAGGAGGAGUUCCCUUCACAGCGCCAGCAGCCCUACCACAGCCAGCGCGCCGCCAGCAGGUGUAAGCACAAACACAGGAGGCAUAGAACCAGGUCUUAUAGUGCGUCCUCAUCGAGGAGUGGACACAGCAGUGGCCCAGGCAGGACACGGGCGCAGAGCGUGAGGGAUGACGAGGAAGGGCACCUGGUCUAUCGUUCCGGCGACUGCCUUCAACAAAGAUAUGAGAUUGUUAGCACUCUAGGUGAAGGCACCUUCGGGCGGGUGGUGCAGUGCAUCGACCAUCGAAGGGGCGGAGCGCGAGUGGCUCUCAAAAUAAUCAAGAACGUGGAGAAGUACAAAGAGGCAGCGCGACUGGAGAUCAACGUGCUGGAAAAAAUCAACGCGAAAGACCCAGACAACAAACAUCUGUGUAUUCAGAUGUUUGACUGGUUUGACUAUCACGGGCACAUGUGCCUCUCCUUUGAGCUGCUGGCUCUCAGCACCUUCGAUUUCCUCAAGGAGAACAACUACCUGCCCUACCCCCUGCACCAGGUCCGCCACAUGGGCUACCAGCUGUGCCUGGCCGUCAAGUUUCUCCAUGACAACAAGCUGACGCACACAGACUUGAAACCAGAGAAUAUUCUCUUUGUGAACUCCGACUACACCAUCACCUACAACGUGGAAAAGAAGCGCGACGAGCGGACAGUGAAGAACACCGCGGUGAGGGUCGUGGAUUUCGGCAGCGCCACGUUUGACCACGAGCACCACAGCACCAUCGUCUCCACCAGGCAUUACAGGGCCCCCGAGGUCAUUCUAGAGCUGGGCUGGACCCAGCCGUGUGACGUGUGGAGCAUCGGCAGCAUCGUGUUCGAGUAUUACCUGGGCAUCACGCUGUUCCAGACUCAUGAUAACAGAGAACACCUGGCCAUGAUGGAGAGGAUUCUGGGACCGAUCCCGUCCAGAAUGAUCCGCAAGACCAGGCAACAGAAGUAUUUCUACCACGGCCGGCUGGACUGGGAUGAGAACUCCUCCGCGGGGAGAUACGUCCGAGAGAACUGCAAACCACUGCGGAGGUACAUGCUGUCAGAGGCGGAGGAUCACCACCUCCUGUUUGAUCUGAUUGAAAGCAUGCUGGAGUUCGAGCCCUCCAAGCGCCUGUCCCUCGCAGACUCCCUGAAGCACCCCUUCUUCAGCCCGCUGCGUGGCCCCGGGGCCCCCGAGCCAGCCGGAGCCAAGAACUGGGAGGGGGGCCGGGACAUCAGCCGAUGACCAGGACCCUGGGAGGGUGGUGGAGAUGCCGGCCGGUGACCAGGAGGCAUGGACUCUGAAACCCCCUGCUAGCCACCUCACCACCCAGGGCUAGCCAGACUACGAAACCCCCUGCCAGCCACCUCACCACCCAGGGCUAGCCAGACCAUGAAGCCCCCUGCCAGCCACCUCACCACCCAGGGCUAGCCAGACCACGAGGCCCCCUGCCAGCCACCUCACCACCCAGGGCUAGCCAGACCAUGAAGCCCCCUGCCAGCCACCUCACCACCCAGGGCUAGCCAGACCAUGAAGCCCCCUGCCAGCCACCUCACCACCCAGGGCUAGCCAGACUACGGGUGGCCAGUGGCUCCACUGCUUUGAUUGGCUCAGUGGGAGUUGUGGGUGGAGCAGCGGGUUUAGCAGAGAGUGAUAAAAGACUCGAUCACCUGAACUUCCUUAUUUCACGUGCAGUAUUAGUUUGGGGGUGCAGCGGGGAGCAGCGAGACCCUGCCUGUGUGUGUGUGUGUGUGAGAGAGAGAGUCGGCUGCAAUGCGAGGGCUCCACAAAGACUUGAGUUUUAACAAUCAUGAAAUCUGGAAAUUCUCGCAGUGAAGCACAGAACACACGGACGUUGAACUCUUGUGAAUAAUCAUAAAACCUGGAGCCAGCCAGAGAGCGCAGUGUAGUACAAGAGAACUUUAUUAUUAUUUAUUAUUAUUUUCUUCUUGUUUUCAGUGUGCCGUCUCUCUCUCAGUCUUCACAGCGUGUCUGUUUUAUAAAUCCUCUCUCUCUCUCUCUCUCUCUCGCAGUGUUGAUCCAGCUCUGUGUUUUGAUCAGAACAAGUACAGAGAGCACCAAAACGUUGACAUCACCUGGGGUUUUAGGACGGAGACAUGAUUAGAAAAAACAAAAACAUGUGAACAUAAUUUAGAUAUUUUAUUUUAACAUCGUGAUAUCAAAAGAAACUACAAAAUGAUAUCGCAAAAAAUAAAUAUGAAGUCUGCCGGAAGGAAGCCAUCACAGCCGAACAGUAUUUCUUGUUAGAUUUCAAAAUGUCACAUUUUUCAGUUUUUCGUUGUUAAGUAUUUCUGGAAAACUAUACAAAGCGGUGGGGGUGUAAUUCAGUAUGUUGAGGGAACGUUAUUCUGCAGCGUUCGUUGGACUUUAGGAAGCAGAAUCACUUCAUUCUAGAGGGAGAUGCUAAACCUUUGGCCUCACAGUCAACCGCAGCACACACAGUCCCAGCCACCCAACGAGCCAAUCAAAGCCUUGGAAAACUGUGUAGAGGGGUGGGAGGAGUCGGGAACAGCUCAUUGCUGCUGUUACUUUGCCGUCCACCCUCCCUCCUCUCCCUGUGUGUCCAUGUCUUAUCUGUUCCUUCCAUCUUUCCUCCUCCUGUCCCUCAGAUUCUGAAGAGAGGGGCGAGGACAGGCUGCUGGGGAGGGCAGGAGGGUAUAUAUAUAUAUAUAUAUAUAUGGAAAAGCAACAAUUUAAAAUACUUGUAUAUAUUGUAUAUAUGAAACGAUAUCAAGUACAAUUCAAGUUGGUCUUUUUUGUUUGUUGCUACGACUGUGUUUAUUGCCGAUGUUGAAGAUUAAUGAUUAAUUCUUUUGGGGGCGGGGCGGAGCGGGGGGAGACAUUGUGGUUAAAAAUAAGAUAUAUAUUUUAUAUAAAAAAAAAAAAACACAAAAAAUGACAUGCAAGCCGGCAAUAUUGAACCCCCCCAACCCCCCCCCCCCCCCAAAACAGUCUUCUCUACGGCAUGGUGCUCCGAGGGGGGGGGGGGUGCAGGGAGUUCAGGGGAAUUUAAAUGAGGAUGAUUAUUUUUUGUUGUAGGAUUUUUUGCUGGUGCUUUUGAUAAACCGUUUAAUUUAGACUCCUGUCCCGUCAACAGCCUCGUGUGGGCGCCCUCUUGUGCUGCUGUGAGGAAGCCCAAGAGAAACUAGUCCAGCUCGCACACAGACUGAACAAUCCUGUGGGGGGGGGGGGGGAUUCUUAUUGUAAAUAACAAGCCUUGUAAAUGUUGUCUGGGUUUGGUUGAUAUCCAUGUAUUAUUAUUAUUAUUAUUAUUAUUAUUAUUAUUUUAACGGUUUAAUGAGCGGACUCUGAAUACUGACUCGUGCAAAACUAUCCAGCUGGCCUUCCUGCUGCCUCCACCCUGAUCUCAUGAUUUAUUUAUUGUUUUGUCAUGCUGUUCUGUCGGAGGGCUGGGGCACGGACACGUGUGUGUGUUUGUAUGUUUGCGUGUGUGAAUGCGUGGGCGGAGUCGUCUCAUUCUGUCGGAUGUUGGGUUUCAUUGUUCAGUGUUUUAUAAUAAAGAAACUUUAUAUUGA